Macrosiphum euphorbiae (potato aphid) is the source of this 270-nucleotide messenger RNA. Lineage: Eukaryota; Metazoa; Arthropoda; Insecta; Hemiptera; Aphididae. The record is from the annotation of a GenBank genome assembly.
AUGCCAAACCAAAUUUUAAAAUUAUCUAGUAUUGAAGAAGACAAUACCAAAAAAAUUUUCAGAACUGCAUAUUUUAUAGCGAAGAACCAGAGACCUUUUACAGAUAUGCCUAAACUUGCAGAUCUACAUCAAAUUAAUGGUCUACAUAUGAGCCGUAUCCUUCAAACAAACAAAGCCUGUGGUAAUAUAAUUGACCAUAUAACCUUACAAAUGAGAAAAAAGUUGUGUAGUGAAAUCGUUGUAAACAAAGAAAAUUCUGUAUUGUUGUAG